AUGAGAGGUGAAACGGGACCCGUCCAUCUGUCCCAGGCCAUGGCCAUGGUGAUGGCCGGUCUGCUGACCCUCUCUUGUUGGAAUGUCCUCGAGAUCUCCUUCUACAUCCUCACCACCUUUCGUCGCUAUCGUGGUCUGUACUUCUGGAGUAUGGUCAUCGCCACGUUCGGAAUCCUACUACACGCCGUCACGGGCUUUCUCCGUUAUUUCGCCCUCGCUCCCAAUCUCCCCAUGUGCUUUCUCAUUUGUCUCGGCUGGUAUGCCAUGGUCACCGGUCAAUCGGUGGUUCUCUAUUCCCGACUUCAUCUCGUCACUACACAUGAGUAUUACCGGCGCUGGGUGCUGGUGAUGAUCAUCGUCAACUUCUGCAUCUUACACAUUCCAACCACUAUCCUUUUCCUGGGCGCCAACAACGGAGUCGAGAACUUUGUGCACCCAUUUUCGAUUUACGAACAGAUUCAGCUUGUUGGAUUUGCCCUGCAGGAAACCGUUAUCAGCGCCCUGUACGUCUGGGAAACCACCACUUCCCUGCGGCCGCUCCUGUCCCUCAAGGGCCCCCGCGGCACGAGAGUCAUUAUCAAUGUCGUGCUCGUCAACGUCAUCGCUGUGCUCUUGGAUGCCGCGUUGGUGACGAUCGAGUUCACUCACCACUUUGAUGUCCAAACAACGUUCAAGCCCGUGGUGUAUAGUAUUAAGUUGCUGCUGGAAUUCAUCGUGCUGAACAGCCUCUUGGCCGCCAUUCAAACACCCGCUGGCUCCUUUCACAAUCCUUCUUCCGAACACGGACAGCCAGAUGUCUUCGUGCGAGGUCUGGACAGCAUCCAUACAUUCGAUCGCCCCUCGAAUCCGUCUUUGCAUGACCCCGAACGAUUGGUUUCUGGUGAUCGACGAACCUCAUCAGGAGAGUCUGUGGUUAAGCCACUGGAGAUCUGGAAUUCUCAUUUCUCACAUCCUUGA
Molecule: messenger RNA, 957 nt
Organism: Penicillium diatomitis
Lineage: Eukaryota; Fungi; Ascomycota; Eurotiomycetes; Eurotiales; Aspergillaceae
Exons: 1
Coding region: 1-957 (318 amino acids)
Source: RefSeq, a predicted model, not a curated record